UUUAUAUAAUUAGAUGUUUUAUUAUUUUUAUUUAUAAAGACUGAUAUUAAUUGAUUAAUUAAUAAUCUAUCUAAAUAAAGAGAUAGCGUAUCGAAAGUUUGUUAACAGUAAUGGUUCAGUUAAUUGUCAAGUGUUUUAAUUUAACAGAUUACUUAAUGUUAUAUUAGGAGAAAUCUGUAUAUUUAAGAUGCAGUCUAGAUCAUCGAAAGGAAAUUUAAGCAAGCCUAAUUACGGAUUGCGUAAAAGGAAAUAUAAAGGAACGGCUAAGGAUGAAGAAACUCUUGAAUGUUCAGAUAAAGCAACUCAAGUGGUUAGUGAUCUUGAGAAUAUAGAAAAUAAUUUUCAGAUAGCCGAUGGAAAUAAUCCUAUAAUUCAGUUCAAAUAUGAUUUAAAGAAAGUUUUAACUGACUCCAAUCACAAUUUAGAAAAAUGGUUGGAUUUGGACUCAUUACCAUAUUGUCUAAUGAAUUUAAACAAAUGCAUGCAAAACCAUGCAUAUAAAAAUAAUUUUUCUAAAUAUGUUAUUAGUCAAGAAUUAAGUGUAAUGCUUUUAUUGUAUAUUAAAAACAAAGAGUAUCUGGAGGCUUGCAAAUACCUGCAAUUUUGCAUUACAGUAGUAUGUAAAAUUCCUAAUGAAUCUACAUUAAUUGAAUUUCUGAAAAUAAUCAUGGAUAUCCAUAACUCUGAAGAUGAUAGAGACUUACAUAUUUUUAUAUUAAAAAUGAUUGAAGAUUGCUUUAUAACUUUAUUUGCUUUAUAUCCUUCACAUAUAAAAUAUAUGAGACAAUAUUAUAAAAGACUACUUACCAUGCCGCUUCAAAAUUGUAAACACAAAGAUCAUGAAAACUAUGAAAGUUUCAAUGGAAUUUUUUUUUACUGCAUAAAUCGUCUGGAAAGUGAAUUACUUGCCAUUAAUAUUUCUCAAAGAUCAGAAGUGAAUAAUGUAAAAACACUUAACAAUAAUGAAAGUGAUAGUAUUGCUCUAAGUUUUGCUUUUAAUGAAAGUGAGCUUUUCGACCAUUAUGAUGAUUUAUCAAGGGAAGAAAAACUGUCCAGACUUUAUUUACUAUUACAAAUAAUAGUUAAAAUAUUCGAAGAUGAUUUAGCAUUCAGGAUACUUGUGUAUAAUAAAGAGAAGAACAUUGCACAUAAAUUAAUUAUUUCAAAUGUUAUAUGGGGUAAAGAAAGUAUAUUGAAUUAUGGAUUCAUGAAACCGUGUAUCAGAAAAAUAAUUAAGAUACUCAUCUUGUCUGUUCGUAAUUGUAGAAAGAAAUCAGAGUGCGCCACAGUUUCGAGGCUGCUGGGCAUUAUAGCACAUGUGCUGCAUUUAAUGUCUAAUAAUAGAAAAAACCUAUUCUUAAGUAUUGGAAUGCAGUUGAAUAUCUUAGCUAUUGAAAUAUUCACCUCCAUACAAGCUGAAGAACCUUCAUAUAUCAUUCACAUUUUAUCUAUGCUACGACCAUGCUUUCUUAAAAAUUUGGUUGCAAACAAAAUAUUGAGCAUGAUACAUAGCAUAUUAAAUAACGGAUUAUACAGCUGUAAUAUGACUUAUGCUGAUAUAUUUGAGAAAAAAUUGUGGACAUUGUUUUCAGCCACACAUGCUACUCACAACAAAUAUGUUUUGGAUAUAAGUGCUGAUACAGAUACACUUCAUGUGAAUUGCUCUAGCUAUUUAGCUAUACUUUUUCAAGCAUUUUCUUCAUUUGUCGAUAUGUAUGAGAUUAAAUGUAUUAACUUACAAGUUGUUAAAAUCAUACAAAAUAUAUUGGAGAACAAUAAAUCCAACAUGACAUGUGAAAUGUAUCAGAGUUUUGAAAAAGAUUUAUUCAAAAAAUAUUAUCAAUGCCAUAUAGAUUCAUCUCGAUACAGUGAAAGUAAUAACUAUUUAUUGAAGCGAAUGCACGAUUUUGACUAUGUGAUGAAAAUUAAAAAGAAUAUGCAUAUAGAAAGUUUGGUACACAACCAUUCCUAUUUACCUGCAAUUAGCUGGAUUACUGGACGUUCUUAUUACAAAAAAUGUAUAUUAUACAUGAAUGUUAUUGAUCUAAUAGAAAAACUUAAAGUGGAAGUUAAUGGAAAUGUUCCAGAUAUUACAAUGGAUUACAUAUUUAAUUUUAAAUUAUAAUAGUUAUAUAGGUUGAUACACAUACAUUGUGAUAUGCAUUAUUAAAAUUUUGUACCUGAAGUGUGUGUGAAUAAUAGGUUUAAAGAAGUUUAAUAAUUAUCCAAAGAAAAAUGUGAAGAAUACUUAA
Messenger RNA from Ctenocephalides felis (cat flea), 2252 nucleotides. RefSeq lists its product as uncharacterized. The record is from RefSeq and is a predicted model, not a curated record. The transcript has 7 exons. Bases 188 to 2125 code for a protein of 645 amino acids. Lineage: Eukaryota; Metazoa; Arthropoda; Insecta; Siphonaptera; Pulicidae.